This is a messenger RNA of Balaenoptera ricei (Rice's whale), 12142 nucleotides long. RefSeq lists its product as uncharacterized. Gene Ontology annotation, molecular function: lipid carrier activity. NCBI's taxonomy places the organism in Eukaryota, Metazoa, Chordata, Mammalia, Artiodactyla, Balaenopteridae. The record is from RefSeq and is a predicted model, not a curated record. The transcript is spliced from 73 exons. The coding region runs from base 161 to 11461 and encodes 3766 amino acids. Gene Ontology annotation, biological process: lipid transport.
UCUCUGAGUAGCAGGCGUCGGGGGAGAAGGUUCUGGGAGAAGCAGGCCUCCAAAUGCAGAGACGUGCUCAGACUCCUCUCUAGAAUCUCCUCUGUAAACAGCCACUGAAAAAAGGCUUCUAGAAAUUCCAGACUCGCUGGUGGAGCAGGCGGCCUCCUGCAUGACUUCAUGCUCAGGUUCAGCUGAUCCCCACCUCCCCCUGGGCACCAGAUAUACCUAUCACUUUUCCACCAACACCAGCACCAGCCUGCAGGGGGCCCAGGAGGAGGGGAGUGGCCUUGGUCUCCAAGGCUUGGUCACCCUUGAUGUGCUUGGUCCCUGCCAGAUGGCUUUACGGCUCCAACACUUCCAGGUGACAUCCAUCCUGGGGUCCAAGGUGGAAGUUCUGAAGGAGUCAGAGAGUUUGAGUGCCGCUCUGGGCCGCGUGCCGCUGCGCUUCGUCCUGCACGCAGGGCGCGUGGCACGCCUGUGUCCUGGCCACCCCGAGCCGCGCUGGGCGCUGAACGUGAAGCGCGCUGUGCUGAGCCUCCUGCAGGGUCGCCCGGGCACCUGCAGCCCCCAGACCGUCGAGGAGGUGGACAUCCUGGGCAGGUGUCCCACCACGUACCAGCAACGCGGAACCAGGCUGCACAAGACCAAGGACCUGGCGCGAUGCUCCCUGCGCAGGGUGCGCGCCUCUCUGCGCUCCCAGGCCCUGCCCGCCGCGGAGGAGGCCUUCCGCCUGACCUGCGUCCAGAGUUUCCAGGCCGGCGUGCUGGGGGAGGCGUCCUGCAUGGAGCUGGACACUGUGGGGCCCCUCUCCAGGGAGGCGAGUGCGGUGCAGAUGCGGACCCUUUCCUCGCUCACCCUGCUGUAUGAGAUGCCCCGGGACCCGGCUGUCGCAGCACUUCCCAUCUCAGAUCCAGAUGAUGGAGACUUAACCCCAAGCAGCCUGUUGUACGAAUGGGAGGAGACACCGUCCCAGGCUACGGUGGCCACGGUGGCUGCAUCAGUGAGGAAGCUGUGCCUGGCUCAGACCACAAGCUUCGAGGCCGCAGAGCUCUUCCUGACGCUGGUGUCUGAGCUCCGGGGCCUCUCUGCGGAUGAGCUCAUGGAACUCUGGGAACAUUCUUUUUUCAAAUGCCGAGACAACUGGCAACCGCUGGUGGAUGCCCUGCCCUCCUGUGGCACCAAGCCCUGCGUGAGCCUCAUGGCGGAGCUCAUUGUGUCCGGGGAGUUGGAGGCAGAUGAGACAGAGGCGUGGCUCUGGUCGCUGGCCUUUGUCCCGCAGCCCACAGAUGCCAUGGUCCACGCGCUGCUGCCACUGCUGCAGACCCCGGAGGCCAGCCCCAGCGCCUUCCUGGGCAUCUCAGCUCUGGUGCAUAACCUCUGUGUGUCUCUGGACGGGCCCUGCGGGCAGCUGCCUGGUGUUGGCUCCCUCAUGAGGAUCCUGGAAGACGCCUUGGGUGCCAACUGCACUUUCCAGGAGCCCUCGGAUGCUGAUCAGCUCCAGCUCGUGCUGAAGGCCAUUGGCAAUGCUGGCCUGGCGGCCGUAGCUCUCACCCCCAAGCUGAGCACUUGUGCGUCCCUGAGGAGCUGCCCCCCUGAGAUCCGGCUGGGGGCCAUCCAGGCCUUCCGGAGGGUUCCCUGCUCUGCAGACCGAUCCGUGCUCUCCAGCCUGUACCAAAGCCCCGAGGAGGACGCUGAGAUCCGCAUCAAUGCCUACCUGGCGCUGAUGAGGUGCCCGGGCGAGGAGGUGUUUGCCCAGGUGCGACGCACCCAGGCAGGAGAGCCGUCCACCCAGGUGGGCUCCUUUGUGUGGAGUCACCUCCUGCAGCUGCUGGAGACGGGCGACCCCCUGAAACGGGCCCUCCGGGAGGCCAUCCCUGAGGACAUUGUCAGCCAAGAGUUCCAUCCAGAGACCUGGAAACACUCGUCCUACUCUGACGUCACCUUCCGCUCAGCAUCGGGCAGCCUGGGAGCCAACCUGGAGGGGACACUUCUCUUCUCUCCGGCCUCCUUCCUUCCCCGUUCUGCCACAGCCAACCUGACUGUCCAUGCCCUUGGUCAUGCCUUCAACCUCCUAGAGCUGGGGCUCCGGCUGGAAAAUGCCGAGGAAAUGGCCCGCAGGCUAUUUGGCCCGAAGUCAUUCUGGGGGCAGGAAGAGGAGAGACAGGCCCAAGCAGAAAAGCCCCCAGAGCCAGGACCAGGACCUACACCGCAGCCGGCCCACCCCGCCUGUCCAGGAGAAAGGUCCAGAAAGAUGAGAGACCUGCAGCGGAAGGUGGCCCAGAGGCAUCGGGAGCGGCGGGCGCUGCAGUGUAAGCUGAGCAUGAAGGUGUCUGGGCACGAGCUGAGCUUUGUGAACUGCGGGGCGAUGGGGAGUCAUGUGACACGCCAGUCCCUGAACCUGGCCGAGCUUGCUGUCAAGCUCCUGAAGGGGCAGGAAGUGCAGCUGAACCGAAGGCUGAACCUGGCCAUGGAGGAGCUCACUUUUCCCACCAUGUCUGGACUCCUAGCCCGGCUGACCCUAAACGCCUCGGCUGCCAUCAGCAUCCAGGUCGGAGGGACAGCCAACUUCCAGCAGCGCUCGGAUUUCUCUGUGAAUGGUUAUGUCAAGCCCAGCGCCCUGCUCCAGAUCUCGGCGCAGAUGGGCACCGUGGGCACCCUGGGGCAGGCUGGGCUGAGGUGGGUGACCGGCGUCCGUGGCACCGCCAGCCUGGAUGGAGGGAUCCGGAUGAAGAAGGGCCAGGACCUCAAGGUGCAUCUGAACACACCCGAGGAGGCUGUGGAGCUGCUCCGCUUCAGCUCUCAGCUGUUUCUCAUCACUGGGGAUGGCAUGAGGAGGCUCAGUCACGCUCACAUCCCUUCUGAGGCCCAAUCCUGUACCGACAAGGAAGCGUCCCGCACUUGGGGCUGGCAGCUGUGCACUGAAGUGAGCUGGCCUCCAGCCGGGCAGCCCUACCUGCUCUUGGUGCCUGUGUUUGCGGCUGUGAUGCUGAAGAAGCAGGACCGGGGGCUCCAACACUAUCUGCUGGAAGCUGCCUAUACCCUCCAUCCCCCGAAGGACUCCUGGCUCCCUCAAGAAGCCUCAGCCCACAUCUUCAUGGGCACGCCCAGGUCGGAAGUGCCCAGGGACGUCGGGGUGGAUGUCAGCUACAGCUGGCCCCAGAGGAAGCUCCGGCUCAAGCUCGUCCAUCCCAAGAAGAAAAUUGAGUUGGACGGGAAGAUUGACACUCUGCAAAGUGCCUGCAUGGGUCACCUGGAACUGAUACUGGAUGACAGGGACGUCUACUACAUCAAGGGCCAGAGCAGCCUGUGGCCAGCAGCAGGUGGUGGGGCUCAGCGGAUGGAGGCCCAGCUGGAGGUGAAACUGGUGACGUCGGGCAGCCCUGUGGUCCUCGCCGGGAACCUCAGCCGGCAGGCAGGCAGCAGGCUGGCCUUCUCCAUGUCACUGAGCAACCUGCUGAGCGACCCGGCCCACGUGUCAGCACUGCUGGAGAAGAAGGCGGAGGAAGGGCAGCAGGUGGUGGCCCUGGGUGGCGAGCUCUUCGUGCCAGGGCUUGUGGGGCUGCGUACCCUAGGCCUGCUGCAGCAGCGGGGCCGCCUCUGGACAAGCUCCCUGAGGAUCAAGUAUGGCCUCCUGGGUCAGGCGAAGCAGCUGGCACAGGAGUGCAGCACCAGCCAGAAGCUGCGGGUGGAGAGCGGCUCAGAGGCCACGUACAAGCUGGAGCUGGACCACGAGCUCCACUGCACGCAGAUCCCAGCGUUCAGCCACAAGGUCCAGCUCCGGCAUGAGGAGGGCUCAGGCCACCUCCACUGGGAGCUGGAGGCGAGCUAUGGGACGCACUGGGAUGACAGCCGCAACAAGAGGCACCUCCGCAUCAGCCAGACCUUCCAGAACGACUCGGGCCCAGCGCUGAGCAAUUACUUCGUGGAGUUUGUGCUGCAGGUGCCUGCGAGGCAGGUGGAUUACCAUACUCAGCUGCACCACUUGAGCCUCCGCCAGCCCCACGUGGAGAGCAGCACGUACCUGAAGGUGCAGUACAAUGGGCGGGUGCCCUUUGUGGCAGGCUUGCAGUGGAAGGACACAUCCAGGGCCACCCUGUGGAAGUGGGAAGGAGCCUUGAACCUGGAUAGUCCAUGGCUGAUGGUCUCUGCGGCUCACAGGCUGUACUGGCCCCACCGAGCCAUGUUCCAGGCUGUUUUGGAGCUGACGCUGGGCAAGGCCUGGACCCUCAAGAAUCUGGUGAUGAACAUGGCCUGCAAGAUCCAGGGCCUCCACCGGGAGGGCAAGAUCCACGUCUACACCCCAGCUACCACCUACCUCCGGGUUUCCACAGUGACAGCCGUGGCACAGAGCAUCUUUCGCAGCUGGAGUGAAGUAGAAUCAGCCUGGAGUGCAGCAAUGCAGGGUGAGAUCCAGGCCGAGAACAGCCAGGACCGUAAGAUCCUUCACGGCUGGUUGAAAGGCCCCCAGCAGGAGUUGAAUUUAACGGUGGCCUACAGACAUACAGAGCAGCCAUGGAAGAGCCACGUGUUGCUGACGGCUCUGGGGGCCAGUGCCGGGGGCCAGCCUCAGGGCCUGCAGUUGGAGGGCGAACUGGAGGAGCUAAUGCAAGACAGGAGGUUGUACCAGAAGCAGGGGACUUUCUUCCUUAGGCACCCUUGGACUCUGCCCGUCCCGCAAAGCAUCCUCCUGCAGGAGACCUUCACGGCAGACAGGCAGCACCAGCGUUACUCCCUGGAGACGAGGGUUGUCCUGGAUGGCCAGGAGGAGACCCUGCAGACCGUAGUCCUGGGCUACCAGGCCGGGCACCUAUACGUCUGCGCGGGCCUGACCCACCCAUACAACGGCAAGGCCAUCCCCAGGAACGUGGAGGGGUGCGUGGUUACGUGGAACCGGCACAUCGCUAAGAACAAGGACGUCGAGGUCACUCUGAAAGUCAACCAGAAAGUCUUGCUGCACUUAAAGGGUCUGCACCAUGACCGAUCUCGGCGUGGGGAAGUCUGGCACAGUCUGGCCGUGGAUGUGGCUCACUCCUCCCAGCUGAGGUUCCCCCAGGCCCUGAGUUUGGAUGGGGACAUUGUCUUCAGGCGGAGUCACCAGGGAGCAUUUGACUGCGGUGUGGAUGCACGGGCUGCCAUCAACCACAACGUCAUGUCCCAGGUCUCAGUCCAGCUGAACGGGUCUGACUCCCACUUGGUGUUUUCCCUCCAGCUCAGACAUCCCCACAGACCAACAUUUCCUCCAAACUUACAGGUGCAGGCAGCUGCUGGGCGCUACAGAGAGCGCAGCCUCAACGGCUCCCUGUCUGUGCACGUGUCUGGUGAGGUGCUUGUUCUGCUGGAGGCCACCGCCAGCCAGGAUACCUGGAGGAGCAGCCGGGGCUGGGGCAUGGGCGUCCUCCUCCACCAGGAGGUCCUCAGAGGCCCCAGAGCUGUUCAGCUGCAGCUGUCCGGCAAGGUCGCCCCAGACAGGAUUUGGCUGUUUUCCAAGGCACUGCUAGACCACAACACAGUGCAGCUUUUUCUCAAGGCAUCUGAAGAGCAGAGGGGAGGCCAGGUCCUGACCCUGCAGAGCCGAGCCCAGCACACCUGGGCAGCCGUGCCCCGUCUUCUGACCCUCACAGGUGUGCUGAAGCAGAAGGAGACACUCACAGAAGGUACCAUCAAGGUCACUGCCGACUCAGCUGUGCUGGGAUUCCUCUUGCGGGACAAGCAUGAGAAGGCAGGGAACAGCACCAUUGUGCACAGUGUGACCUGCAUCCUUGGCCAGAAUGGCAGCCGGGCCUUGCCAGGAGAGCUCCAGCUGAGGGGGCGACUGCAGGCCCAGACGGGGAGCCUUGAGGGCCAGGCCAGCCUCCGUGCUGACACGGCCAGCCUAGCUCUGGGUGGAGUCUGCAUCUGGGGCCCUGGGCACGGCCAGCUCUCGGUCAGACUGAGUCACAACAUCAGCACCUUGAGUGAGGCAGGACUCCCGUCCCAGGCAGAGAUUCUCCUACUGCACAGCCACGUGGCUUCCAGCCUCUCAGUGCGUGUGACGCUGCGUGGUGCAGAGCGUCAGCUGGAUGCUGCCCUUGGCCUGGAGGGCCCGGUCACCAGCGCCCCGGGCAGCCGGCUCCGUGCCAGCCUUGGCCACACGGUGCCCGGCCUCAGGCGCUGGGGCCUCCCCUUCUCCGUGAACGGCCGCGGGCACUUGCAGCUUUGCUUCUCCCAGAGCGUGGGACCCAGUCUGGCGGUCGCGCUGGUGGUGAACGUGGAUGGCGAUCAGCUUCGUGUAGCCCUGGAGAGAAGCGGAGCCGGCGGCCACUGGGGGCUGGCCCUGGGGCUGCACCGUGGCCUCUCAAGGUUCCAGGUCAACUGCAGUGGAGACGCUUCGCCUGCCCAGCUGUCAGGGCUCUGCUGGGGGGACGUCACUGGGUGGCCUCAUGAGAAUCCAGCCGUGCUGAUCUUGAAUGGCUCCUUCCUGGUCCACGCCUUUGGGGCCAGCCUGGCGGCUCAGGUGUCUUCUGGGGGCACUUUCGCCCGGGCGCACGUCCACACAGCCUGCGGCCGCCAUGCCUACCUGGACACCAGCCUCCAGCACACAUGGCCUCCACUUCAGGCGCUGGGGGUGCCCCCCAACAACCACAUCCGAGUGUCCGUGGGGGGAGACGAACCCCCCAGGGCCCAGCUGGAGGUGGCCCUGGGCCCAUGCACCCUGACUGCCCAUGGGGACGUCAGGACAGAGGCCAACGCCACACGCAACUGGACCCUGGCCCUGGUGAAUCACUGCCCCCUGCUGGAGGCAACUGGAAUCCCGCAGGCCCUGCACUCCGAGGGCCGCCUGAGCUGGGGACCCUGUGAAUUCGACCUGGCUGCAGGCCUCCGCAGUGACCACGGAGACGCCCACCUGCAGCUGGCCCGCACCUGCGGGGCCCAGCCUUCUGCCCUGGGGCACCUGACCCACUCCGUGCCCCUUCUGAGUCGCCUGGGCCUGCCGCCCGGGAGCACCGUCAGCCUGACUGCUUGGCCCGGCCCUCCCACCAGCCGCGGCUCCCUGGCCCUCCAGAUGGGGCCGUGCCAGCUGCGGGGUGCGCUGGAGCAGCAAGCUGAGAACCAAAGCACGUGGACACUGGCCACUGAGCCGGGCUGCCCGCUGCUGGAGGGCCUGGGCCUCCCAGCAGGGAUGCAGCUCAGCGGCUCUCUGCAGGCCUCAGGUAGGGAAGCAGAAGCUUCAGGGGUCCUCGCAGCGGCCGGCCAGACUGCCUCCCUGACCUUGGCGGUGGCCCUGCACCCAUCCGAGGCCACACUUCGAGCGAAGAUGAGGCACACGCUGCCUUCACUGCACUCCAUUCCCCCAGAGACCUCGCUGACCGUCCAGCUGGGGUGGGAGGCCGGGCACCAGCUGGGCCUGGAGCUGCACGCUGGGGCCUGCGAGCUUUGGGGCAGCGGCGAGCUGCAGCUGGACCCCUGGCUGCAAUGGCGGGUGCUGUCCGAGAGCUCCUGCGAGGCCCUGCAGGCCCUGGGGGUCCCGGGCCGAGUGGAUGGCUCUGGCUACAUCAUGGUGAACUCCAUGGCCGUGGACGCCCAGGUGCUGGUCAUCGUGGAUGCCAACACACUACGGGGGCUGCUCGUCCUCAAUACCACCGAGACCCAGCAGGAGGUGAACUUGCUGCUCACACACAACCUGCCUCAGCCCUUGGCCCUCCCAGCCCGGGUCCUGCUGGACCUGACCGCCGAGAGGCUCGGGCCCAGCUACAGACACACCCUGCGGGUUGGAGUGGAUGGCAGACAGGUGUCUGAGGAGCUGACCUUCACUAGGUGGCCGGAGCACAUCUCCCUAGACUGCACGUUCCAGCACAACAUCCCCACGCUGCAGACGCUGUGGGUGGAGGACAAGCUGGGCCUGCAGGUCUCCGUGGACGUUCACGACAGUGACUCUGGCUUUGAGAAUUCGGGACGCGUCUCGGCAGGGGCCACGUCUCUGAACUACUCCGUGAGCUGCCGUCACCGCGAUGGGCGCCUGGAGCUUUCUGGCUGGAGUGAGCACGACAGCCAGGCCCUGUGGCAGGCAGGGUUCCCGGCAGAGGCCCGCAUCAGCGCCGAGCUGCAGACACGCGAGACCCAGACCCAGGCCCAUGUGGUCCUCCGAGGUGGGGAUGGUGGGAUCAGCGUGGACGUGGCAGCCCUGGUGGCCUGGCCGAUGAACGGCCCUCUGGAGCUGGUGGUGAAUGUCAGCCACACGGCACCCGCUCUCCGGAGGCUGGGCCUGCCCUUCGCCAGCCAGCUCAUGUUCUGGGAGCUCUGGGCAGAGGAGGAGAUGAGUUCUUCCCUGCAGCUGACCUGUGAUUCUCAAGCCUGCCUGGUCUUCAACGUCCGUGGCCAGAACCGGGCGCUCAGCAAGGAGCUGCGGCUCUCAGGCCGGCAUCACCUCCCCAUCCUCCUAGGCUGCUGCCCCAGCAGAGCCUCAGCCUCAGCCAAGCUGCGAUACCCUGAGGGUGGAGCCGAGAGCACCUUUGCCUUGACGGUGGAGGAGCAUCAUUUCCACGUGGGCUCCAGGCUGGUGGCUGCUAAGGACAGUCUCACCAACAUCGUCACGCUGGAACAGACCUUCCCCCAGCUCCACACCCUUCCUGGGGUGCUGGUCCUGCAGACCUCAUACGAGCGAGCCCGUGGCACCCGUGUCCUGCACCACAUGGUGCUGUGGGACGGCCAGGAGAUGGCCAUCAACGGGAGCCUCUCCGGGCCCUUCCUCAAGCCCACCAGGACCCUCAACCUGCAGGUGGAGCUCACCCACCCGCUGCCGCUCCCCCUGCCUCGGCACUGCAGCCUCCGCCUGGCCUCCGAGCAUUCGCGACGCGGCCACCACGAUGACCUGGUUGUGGGCUGGGAUGGCAAAGACCAGGUGGUGCUGUCCUCCUCUCUUCGGCUGGGGAAGGGCAAGCUGGCCGCCCACGUGGCCCUGGCUCACCCCUUUAGCCUCUCCUGGCAGCGGGCCGAGGCCAGAGGCCUUGCUGAGAGCAGGGGUGGCAGGCAGCGCCGGCAGGUACAGCUUGCCUGGAAUGGAGGGCAGCCUGCGACUUUGCAGCUCACCUGGGCCGACAGGUCCUUGGCGCACAGCACCUCCUGGGAUGGUUGCGUGGCCACCUCCCCGGGGCAGCUCCGGGACACCUGGGGCCUGGGCGCCCUCAGGGCCUGUGGGGCCUUAACACAGACCCCAGCAGUGUUCAGCGAGUGGCUCGAUCUGUCCUGGGAUGGACGCCGGGUGCAGCAGAACCUGACGUAUGAGAGGCACCAGCCGUCCCGCCCGGACAAGAUCCGUGCAGAGGCCACACUGGAGCGCGUCCUUACGGCCUCCUGCACCACGCAAAGUUUCCAGGGAGUCGUGGAGACUGACUAUGCCCACUGGCUGCGCCAUUCCCUGCAUCUGGGGCUCUGCCACCUGCCCAGGGCCCUCUCGGUCUCCGGGGAGCACACAUUGGGCAGCGGUGGGCUCCUGCUACUCUCCAAAUGCCAGCUGGGCCUCGCCCCAGACCCAGACCACAGCCUGCACCUCAGCCUGACCCUCCGCAACCACAGCAGGCCCCGGAUGCCUGACUUCUCCGGGGAGAUAGAGCUCCGCGGCCCCAAGGCUCAGCAGUUUGGCUUGCUGGGCCGGGUCUCCACCUCAGCUUCUCGAAGCUUGGUCCAGCUGGAGGGAAAUGUGGACGACGGGGACGAGAAAGUGAGACUGUUGGUGUCCCGGGCCCCGAACUGCUUCCAGGCCUCGGUGGCCCACGAGGAAGGGAGCCAAGAGGAGAGCGUGGUGCUGCGGGCGUGUGCCCACAGGCGGACUGCGGAGGUAGAGGCCCUGCUCCAGGACAGCGGGCAGCCCGUCCAGCCCCUGGGACGCCUGACCCUGCAGGCUGCCAACCAGAGCCUCCGCUUGGCUGCAUACGGCUGCCAGGGGACCCUGCUGGGCCACGUGGAGUCCAGGGUGGCCGCUCUUGGGUCCCAGGUGCAAGCCCGGCUGGAGGAGAAGAUCCAUGGCUUGGACGCCUACGUGAGACGGUUCCAGCGCCUGGUGCAGCCGGCGGGCGCCCUGGAUGGCGCGGCAGGCCCCCUUCUGCAGCUGUGCCAGGCGGGGCUGGGGGCCGUGAGGGAGAGUGGCCGGGCGGUGGCCGCGCUGUGGGACCAGAGCCGGGCCAGGCAGGGGCUGACACACCGUGUGCCGCUCUACCUGGAGAGGCUGCAGGCAGGGCUGGAGCAGCUGCGGGCUGAGCUGGAACAGCCCCUGGCCACGCUGAAGGACGCCUACUUGGAGGUGACAGUGCAGCCCCUGGACGAGGUGUGGCAGGAGCGGGCCGAGGAGGCCGUGCAGCGGCUGCAGGCCUGGGUGUCCGGGACGCCGGGGACCUGGGGGUCCGGGCCCAUCGCGGCAGCGCUGGAGGCCACGAGGGGCGCCCUGGAGCUGGCCACCCACCAGAUGCUGUCUUGGGCUGAAGCUGUGUUCUCACAGGCACUGAGGCGGCUCUGCAAACCCUUGUUGGACAUGUACAGCUUCUCAGCCAGGGACCACUCAGUGCUGGUGACACUGCCGAUGCUGCCUGCAGGGGACGAGCCCCUGGACGUGGCCCGGGUGACCAGCCACCUGGUGGAGGAGAAGCUGCUGCGGCCACUCGGAGAGCUGUAUGGGACCAGCGUGCUGGCCGAGUACCACCGGCUCAAACGCCGUCUGCUGGGGGCCCCCUCUGGAUACCACGCUGUGGUGGCCGGUGCCAGGCAUGUGGUGACCUUCGACGGCCAGGUGUGGGGCAUCAGUGCCGGCUGCGGCAGCCUGCUGCUGGCCAAGGACUUCGCUCACGACACAUUCUCGCUGACACUAAACCGGGCGGGCUCGGGGCUCACGUCCCUGACCGUGGAGUUGAACCACACCACCCUCGUCCUCUACCCCAGCCUGAAGACCUACAGGCUGUAUAACUCCUCCCUGCCUGCCGAGAGCUGUCUGGACCUGGAUCUGCCUCCUGCCAAGCCCAGGAGGGACCACGUCCCCAGGAUCGAGCUGACCAGUGAGGACGGUGUGUCUGCUGUCUGUGACCUCCACGCCAGCCUCUGCAGCCUGACCCUGAGCGUCUGGCAGCACGGCCUGUCCGCUGGCCUUCUGGGCACCAACGACAACGAGGCAGGCAAUGAGCUGAUGCUGCCGGACGGCACGGUGGCCAGCAGCCUGGAGGAGUUCACCCCCGCCUGGCAGGUGGGUGGUGACUGCAGGGCCGUGGAGAAGACUCGGCUGGCAUGCCCGGUACAGAGCCCCACCUGCCGGGCCUUCUUCCAGGACCCCCGCUCCAGCCUGGGGAACUGCUUCGGGGUGGUGGACCCCACACCCUUCCUCAGCCUAUGUGUCCAGGACACCUGUGGCACCCAGGAGCGCCAACCUGCCUGCAACCUGGCGGCCGCCUACAUCCACCUGUGUGCCCGGGGCUUCGUGCCCCUGGACCCUCCUCCACAGUGCGUUUGAGAUUUUGCCUGAGCCAGCACCAGGCUGCCAAAGAUUUCAGACUCCCUCUCCUUCUACCACAAUCCCAUCUCAUCAGCAAGGUCAAUAUUCCUGUCUGGGGCGGAACAAGCAGAAUGAAAUGCCAAGAAGCUCAGAGAAGACCAGGAAGGAUACAGAUCCAGGAAAGAAGGGCUGUUAGGCAUUGAUUUCAGAGUGCUUCUGGGGGCAGUAGAGCCCACACUGGUCUGGAUAAGGCUCCACCUCCCUCAACACCUGCCCUGUAAUUCCAGGAGGCAGCCUGGCCCGCUGGGCCCAGCUCUGGAGAGCGGACGCCACUCCAGCAACUGUUCUGCCUGAGAUAUUUAGUCACUCGCCGGCUGCUGUUUCGGAAGCCUCUGCUGUAUGAGCCAGGCUGCCCCGGGUCUCCUAGCUUGGGAUUGGCUUCCCCUGGCCUCUUCAGGGUCUCCCCUGAGGCAUGAGGUUCCUUGAGGGGAAACUGAUGGUCCCAAAUCCCUUAACCACAAGCCUGGUUGGGUGCUUCCCUCUUUGGGGUAGAGCCUGACUCUAAGACUGAAUGCUCCAGGGGGCCGGUUUCCACAGGCGUGUGCUCUGUGCACUCAGACCCCAAGAGUACAGCCCCAAAAGUCAUUCACUUUCUUUGGGGGGAGGCUUUUCCCUUGAGUUUUCAACUGAAAAAAUAAA